AUGGCGUCUCCGUCGUCGGCCUUGGACCACCCGCCGCCGCCAUCGGCACCCUGCCAGCCCCUCCACGUAGAAAGCCAACCGGUUGUGGGCUACCCUCCGGUGAUCGGAUACCCGCACCCUUGCCCGGAGCCGCCGCAGCCCUCCUCCCCCGAUUGUCCCCGGAGAUUCGCCGGCACAGGCUUCGCUCGCGGCGUGCUGGCGGGGCUCGUCCUGUUCGCUGUCCUCCUGUGCACGAUCAACAUCAUCGUUAAGGUGGUCGUGCAGCCCAAGCUCCCCGUCUUCACGGUCACUUCGCUCUCGGUCUCCGACUUCAACGCGUCGGGCUCGGCGUUGACGGCGAACUGGGAGACAAGCGUCGCCGUGGACAACCCCAACAGCAAGCUGAGGGUCCGGUUCGAUGACAUACAGUGCUACGUGUAUUACAGAGACCCGCGGGACUAUCUGGCGUGGACGACAGUAGAUCCGACCUCGGUGGGGAUGAAGGGCAGGGGCGUGAUCGACGCGAGGAUGGCGACGGCGGGGGCGUCGGGGCAGCCGGAGAGGACGGUGGUGGAAGACAUCGGCCGGGAGCGGCGGUCUGGGACGGUGGGCUUCGCGUUGGAUUUGGAAAUGAAGGGUACGUUUCGGUACGGGUCGUGGUGGACGAGGCACGUCCGGUUGCCGGUCUCCUGCGUGGAUUUGGCGGUGAGCUUCGUCGGUAGUGAGCCUCGUGGGGCCUUGGCCGGUGAUGAACCCAGAGCUUGCCGCAUAUUAUAG
Molecule: messenger RNA, 756 nt
Organism: Syzygium oleosum
Lineage: Eukaryota; Viridiplantae; Streptophyta; Magnoliopsida; Myrtales; Myrtaceae
Exons: 1
Coding region: 1-756 (251 amino acids)
Cellular component (GO): plasma membrane
Source: RefSeq, a predicted model, not a curated record